AUGACCUCCUUCAACGCGUCCAUGGCGGCAGCAUCAUCCUCCACUCGACAAGGGUCUUCAAGUCGACGUCCAUCACCUGUUAAACCACAGGAUGUAGAAGAUGACCUUGCCAGUCGGUCAAGUAGCCCGCGGGUAAUCGACAGGAAGGGUAAAGGAAAGGAGAGGAUGGUCGACUUUGCACCUGAACCUACAGCUGUACCCGAUAGAUUGGAAGGAGGGUCAGAGGAUGAUGAAAGGGAGUUUAGGGAAGAUUCGGAUACUGAGGACGAAGAUGAGGACGAAGAGAACUAUGAGGCCGAACGACAACGGCGUAUACGUGAGAACCAGCUCAUCCUGGCUGAACUGGGUAUCGAACCUUCUGGAUCGAACACCAACAUCGCAGGAACAUCGUCAUCAUCAAAUAUCAAGCAGAAUGGUCAUUCUUCCCCUCAGCCUCAUGUUACAUCAAGUAAGAAACGGAGGAAUGCAGGUGAUAUACCGAUAUAUGACAGAUCAGGAUACAUAUUAUCUCUUCCUCCAGAGGGUCAAACUCAUACUAUGGCAUGUAUAGAGAUACCAAGUGAUCGCAGAUUGAAGAAGAGGAUAUCGGAUGGUGAAUAUACGGAUUGUUCACAUUGGGUGAAAGGAGAAGCGAGAAGGUGGAAAUAUGGUUUUGGCAAAGGUGGAGAUGAUUUACCUAAGAAUGAACCGGAAGACUUAGGUGGAGUAACGAAAGAGUUCAGAUGGAGAAGGUGGAGAGGAAUAGAGAGGGAAUUAAGACGUGAGAUGAAGCAAAGAGGCGAACUGGUUGAAAUGGAUGCUAGACCGGUAGAAAGGGUUAUACCUGAAGGUGUAUCUGCUUAUUCUCUCAUUCCUGGUGAACCAUGCCAUCAGUGUAGAAGGAAAUCAGAUAAACCGAAGAUGAAGUGUAGGAACGUCAAUCCGAUAUGUAGAGCUACUUUCUGCGAGACCUGCUGUAAGAGAUACAGCUAUUUCGAUUUUGACGAAGAAUCCAGAUCGUUUAUCUGUCCUCUUUGCAAAGAUUGCUGCAACUGCUCCAACUGUAUACGAAAGAAAAAUCUUGCCCAUCUACUGGGCGUAUCGAAAGGGAAAAUCCAGAGAAAGUCAUUGAAAUACGCAAUGGGAGCAGAAGCGGGAGAUCAACUGAGUGUACAAGCUUGGUUGGAAAAAGCUGUCAAGGAUGUCUCCAAGGCGCCCUUCGAUCUAAUUAGAAUAGUAGAUCAAGAUAAAGAUAUCAUAUCGCCUGAAAUAACACUAUUCGAGGAAGAAGAAAUAGGUGAAACGAUUGUGGUGGAGAAACCGAAGGCGAAAAGAGCGAGGAAGAAUCAGCCUUUCGCAUCUAUUGGCCAAAAAGUUAAAGUACAUCCGCCGAUGGUCAGACAAGAUGAUUGCGGAGUUGAUAAACCCAAAGCCGAAAGGGGGAGAAAGAAAAAGGUCGUGGAUGCGAAUGAGGAAGAGAUCAUCAACAAUCUACCUGAGAGAAAACAAGUAAAGACGAAUACUAAUAAUCUCGUUGUCAAACUCAAAAUACCUAAACUGAUUCAGAACGACAUGAGCAUAAAACCGGUGGCUCAGGCGGAAAGGGUGAAAGAAGUUGACUCAGAUGGGGAUACGGUUGGCGAUUGGUCAGAUGAUGAGGCUAUCGAUGGAGGUGAUGAUUCACCUCUCACUUCGUUAUCUUCUUUACCUUCCGAAUCACCUCGACCACCACCAAGACUUCCUUUGCCACCUCGACCCAUCUACGCUCCAAUAAUGAAUAUGAACACCGAUGAAUACCUAUCGAGCUUGCCUGGUGUGAUUCAGCAUCAAGCAUUUACGCCCCCCUCUGCCACUUCUCGAGAUGCGGUACUACAUAGUUCGACGACGAGAGAACAUGCAGCUCGAUCUGAAAACUCAUCACACAGUCGAUCAUCUCCUGAAGAUGGUGUUGACCUUUCUCACCCCAGGAAACGCAAGCGGCCACCACCUCAAGCCAACAUCGUGCGACCACCUAGACACAGUUCGUUCUCGACCUCACACUCCAGUCCGCCGGGCACUCAAGCUGUACUAGAUCAUGCUCCACCACCAAUCCUGUCGAUAGAUAAUGGUGGACCGAGGAAUCUAACCGGUGAUGGAAGUAUGCAAUCAGCUGCACCCCAGUUACUGUCAACGACGUCUAGUCAAUCCCAACGGAUGGAUAUCGGUCCACCACCACUACUAUCGUCAAUGUCCACGCUUACACCCUCUUCAGACCAUCGACUGAACUAUUGGCAAUCUCGCUCUACGCAAGGGUUUGAUCAGACGUUGUACCCCCAACAGCAACUUCCCUCCAUGUCACCUUCCUCACCUUUUUUUCCUAUGGACUAUUCUUCAUCGUACAACAAUUACACCUCUUUGUACAAUGGUUCGAGUGCAGACUCCACUUACUUGGGUAAUAUGGGAUUAGGUGGACCACCACCUUACUCUCAUUCUCCGCCUUCAGGAUCAGGUAGAAGGUCUUUGGUGUUGAGUCCAAAUACUGAAAGACAAUAUUUAAGAAUGAAUCACCAUACUUCCAGUAGUGUGAAUGAAACUCGAACAAUCUCACCCAACUCUAUAACAUUGCCUCUACCGAAUAUAAAAGGAAAACUUAUGAAUGUGGAAUCAAAUUCGAAUCACCUUGGUGUACUUAGUACCGCCGGGGAGAUCAAGGAGGAUGACAAAUUCGAUAAUAGUAAGAAUAGUAGUAGACAGACAGAAUAA
Kwoniella botswanensis is the source of this 2721-nucleotide messenger RNA. RefSeq lists its product as uncharacterized. Gene Ontology annotation, biological process: regulation of DNA-templated transcription. Lineage: Eukaryota; Fungi; Basidiomycota; Tremellomycetes; Tremellales; Cryptococcaceae. The record is from RefSeq and is a predicted model, not a curated record. The transcript is spliced from 4 exons. Bases 1 to 2721 code for a protein of 906 amino acids. Gene Ontology annotation, cellular component: nucleus.